This is a messenger RNA of Durusdinium trenchii, 531 nucleotides long. The record is from the annotation of a GenBank genome assembly. Lineage: Eukaryota; Dinophyceae; Suessiales; Symbiodiniaceae.
AUGCAUGAGCCUGAAGGCAACGAGGUCGCAACUCUGGCUGUGGAGAACGUCAUCUGGUUGUACCCCAAACUGGAUUGCCUUGUCUACGACAGAGCAUGCGCUUUCAAGUCAUGUGGGGAGUCGAAUGAGGCCUUGAAUCAGAUCGGCUACUAUGUCGUGGAUGGUUUUCAUUCUCAUGGCUACCGCAAGAAGCUGGAGAAGCGCAUUCACAAAGAGAACACUUCGAUCUGCGAACAGGUCUUCUCGUGGUUCCGCAACUUUUCCCCUAUCAUCAAUGAGAUGCGAGCCCACCGGCACAAAUUCUUCUUGUUGCUUCUGUCCAAGCGUCACAACGAGUCCAUUGAGGCUGGCAACAUUCGGUAUUUGCAUCCAACUCGCCUGCCAAACCUCUUCAAGAAUGCGAAGUCUGUCUCAUACCUAUGUGGCAAGAAGUCCAACACGAAGAAUGCAAUUGGCAAACCCUCGUCUGGCAACAAGAUGGUCAUGAAGGGCAAGUCCAUGAAGACUAAGUCCAUGAAGUACAAGAAGUGA